Colletotrichum aenigma is the source of this 2895-nucleotide messenger RNA. RefSeq lists its product as uncharacterized. The record is from RefSeq and is a predicted model, not a curated record. Bases 1 to 2895 code for a protein of 964 amino acids. Lineage: Eukaryota; Fungi; Ascomycota; Sordariomycetes; Glomerellales; Glomerellaceae. The transcript is spliced from 3 exons.
AUGAGUAGGCUAGAAAUCAUCGGUCUAAUCAGCAGCAUAAUCAGCUUCGUCGACUUUGCUGCCGAAGGUGUCGCUUUAGCUCAAGCCAUUGCAGAAGAUGGGUCGGCGUCGCUGCAUGGCAAUACGGAAUUGGAAGAUCGCAUCAAACUAUGUAACAAUCAAAUGAACAGUAUACGCCGGGAUUAUUCAGACACCGAGAAGAAUAGCCAUGAGGUUGAGCUUGUCAAAGUCACCGAUGAGUAUAGAAAUCUGACACUUGAGUUAACGAGUCUCCUGGGAGGCCUCAAGGCAACCAGAAAGCGGGACAUAGCAUUUAAGUUGUUCCAAAGCUCCCGCCAGAAACAUAAGAAGGCAGAGCUACAAAACGACUUGGAGGCUUGUCGUCAGCGAGUACAGAUGCAACUGACACUUGCGACAAGCGCAGACCUACAACAACGCUUAGUGGAGAUCCGUGAUCAGGGAAAGGCUAAAUCGACCGAAUUCAAGCUCACGAGAGACGGCAUAAGUGAGCUUGAGACUCGAAUGAAGGCAUGGAGGCAUGUUCCUGAGUUCAUGGAACAAGCCGCGGAUAUCCUAGCUCUCUCCAAAGAAGCAACCGAGCGCACCGCGCAGGCACUUAUAUUGGGGAAGCUCCAUGUUGCCGAUAUGACUCGCAGGUUCGACGACGUCAAGCCUGCCCAUGAGAAGACAUUCUCUUGGAUUCUGGAAUCAGAAGCCAGACCUGAAGAGACACCUGUGGAGCUCAAUGACCAUCAAGACCUGACUACUUGUUUCUCCAAGGGAAGAGGCAUCUUCCACAUAACUGGCAAGCCAGACUCCUUUACUUCGAACGCAGUUGUGUUCUUCAUAGACGGCUCAGACGAAUUCGCUGGAGAACAUCAGUUCAUGGUAGACUUGCUGCUCAGCUGGGUCGGUCGCUACCCAAACAACAUCAAAAUUUGUGUUUCGAGCCGUGAGUGGAUUGUUUUCACGAGGGCUUUGGACCAUAGCCCGAAAAUCAAGCUGCACGAAAUCACGUUUCGCGACAUCAAUAGCUUCGUUCGCACCAAGCUAGCAGAUCUCAUUCCGUCGACGGGAAAUGCGAUUGCAACAGAACGAGCUCGACGUUUGAUUGACCAGAUUAUCGACAAGGCCGAGGGUGUCUUUCUUUGGGUGCGUAUCGUUGUUGAAGGACUCAUCUCAAGUCAUGCAGCUGGAGAUGCCAUUGUAGACCUUGAAGAAAGGGUCAAUGACUUGCCCAAAGAACUGGAGAGUCUGUACGAAAACAUAUUUCAGUCCAUGGCAAAUGAAAGCUUCGCGACUCGGAAAGAUAGGAGAAGGGCUAUGCGGAUGCUCUUAGCCACUAUACCAUGUCACAGUCCCCGUGUGCAAACCCCUACGAUUCUCAUUCGCCAUUCGUUCCUCGAAGAUUACGAGAGAAACCGCAAUUUUGCCUUCGAUCUUCCCAUUUCCACUCGACAGAUGGAUGCGGCAACCCGAGAUCAGACACUAGAACAUACCCACAAGGCCGUGUAUCGCAGGUGCAUGGGUCUCCUUGAGGUGCACACUGCUGAAUUGGACGACAGUUCAGAAGACCAUGGCCCGAGACGCAGAAAGAAGGAGUCAGGCAGCACGAAAGAUGUACCAUCGGAUCCAGACAUUAUUGUCGAUUUGGACGACGAAGAAUAUCUCCAUAUGCAUGUCUCGUACGAGGACGCAUCCAGGAUCAAUCAAUCUUACCCGUCUCGUCAACAAGUCUGCUGUAUUCACAGGACAGUGCUUGAAUCUUUGCAACAAGACGAGGUGGAUGAAAAGAUUCGUGCUGAUGCGGCAGACAACACAGAAUUCAACGAAGGUGAUUUCCAUUGCCAGUCAUACCUUGCCGCAGUAAAACACUUUCGCCCAAGUGUUUUCUACGUACGAGACAAACUUAUCACUCAGCUUCGCGGUCUUCUUGCCCAUUAUCACUACUUGGAGAAGCGAUUAUCCGACGACCGUUGGAUGCACCUAUUCGAAGAACUUGGCAAUGUCCUAGAACACCACAACCUGCACGAGAUGGGAAUAGAUUUACACUUCGAUCUUCACUCAAACCAUACCUUUCAUACCUCGAGCUCAUUCCUUCCACCCGAAGACGCUUUGCUCCUUCUUUCUAUGAGAGCUGGGAUAUACAAUGAUUACGAUUCUCCCGAAAUUUGGAACAAGAUUAAAUGUAGUCAAGAUACCAGUAUAUUUGAAGGCAUCGUUCUCGACAACUUUCUCACCGGCAUCUUGGACCACGAACAGGCCAGGAAAGACGGAGCACGACAGUUCCAAGGCACUCCUGCGAAAGUAGUGAACGAAAGAAUUCUAGCAGGAGUGGAUGCCUAUCUCAAAUCUGGAGCGUCAUCUAGCGCAAAGUCGCAUAUCGGAAGCUGCGUACUACAUGGUGUACCUAUUACAUGCUGGCACACUUGGCUUAUGAGCCUGCUCGUGUCAUGUUUCCAGAAAGAAGGAAUCGAGAACCAAGCGGCCUUUAUAAAACUUUUCCUGACUUACGGCGCAGACACCGAUAUUUGGGUUAAGUUUACCGACGACGAUUUCAUCAUCUGGUGGCCAGGGACGGCGAGAGGGCAUUUCCUUGUGUCUAAUAUCUCCAGAUUCGAGAAUUCGAAGGCCAUCGUGAGAAAGGUUAUGACUCCACAAUGUCAUGAUGGAAUCGUUUUACACCUCCGCGACCUCCUGCCGGUAAUCUUUCCGGAGGAACGCGCCCGCUUAGAAAAUCUCGUGGCCCAGAUGGAACAACGGGCUCCAUGCCCACCGGCAGAGGUUUGGCAGGGAUCUGGUAAUUGGAGAAACGAGGACUAUUGUUGCAAGCCCGGCGGAGGCCAUUCAGAAGAUGGAUCUGAGAAAUGCUCUGAAGGGAACCCUGAGGUUUAG